AUGUCGACAUCCCCGCAACAAAGCAGUCGUGCCGAACAACACUUAACGUCACUGGCUCAGUUAGCUGCGAAAUUGCACGCAAACAGCAACGAUGCGGAUCUUUGGCGUGCGCUCGACCGAACUCUAGACGAAGUCUUCGGACACGCUCUAUUCACCGUCCUGGCCUUCACCAAGCAAUCUGGCGCUACAAGGCUCUACAGCACAAACACCAACUUGCACCCACUGGGAACAAGAAACAAAUCGCCACCUGGCAAUCAUGAAAGAGUUCCUAUCGGCAAUGCACCUCCUCCGGCCGACCGCGCUGCAUGGGUGCAGCAGGUUUUGGUAGACGGUCAGAUUUGGCGUGGGCAGGUGCGCGAGGAUUUGAAGGCGGCAUUCGAAGAUUGGGAACAACUUUGGGAAGCAGACUUGGGGUCGGUUAUGAACAUUCCGAUCCGUCUGAGUGGCUCCACGAUAGGAUCGCUCAACAUUCUUGAUGAGGAGCACAGGUACGACGCAGCUGAGUUUGAGCUGGGCAUUCUGGUAGCACAAUUGGUGGCAGCAUUCGUUAACCGAGUAGCCAAUGAGGCUGCAAAGAAAAAGACCAUGUGA
Messenger RNA from Akanthomyces muscarius, 591 nucleotides. RefSeq lists its product as uncharacterized. The transcript has a single exon. NCBI's taxonomy places the organism in Eukaryota, Fungi, Ascomycota, Sordariomycetes, Hypocreales, Cordycipitaceae. Bases 1 to 591 code for a protein of 196 amino acids. The record is from RefSeq and is a predicted model, not a curated record.